UCCACCUUCAAUUUCACCUCUCUUUCUUCCACCUCUGUCCCAUUCAUUCUGUCAAAAGGACCAUCAAUCAUCUCGUUAAAGAUGGCUCACAUCAAUGCCCGCACCUCACACCGCGGUCACCCGCCCAAGAAACGAGCACGCAUCGACAGCGACCUUGAAGAAUCAUGCUCGGUCGAAGUCUCAGCAUCAGGCGACAUUGAAGAGGAAGAAGACGCUUCCGCUUCCGCUUCCCCUUCCACCUACCAAAAAAGGUUUUCAACCGCAGAAAAUCACGCCCUCUCCCUCCUCUCUGCGCGUAACCACCUAAACAAUGACCCCCUGAUCUCCUUCAGCGACCGAGACGCCAUUCUUGCUCUCGCCGCCGCCCGCCAUCCGAAUACCUUCGGCGAACUGCUCCAGCAAAAGUACAACAAAGCAAAGGACCACCAGGAGCGUAACAGCCGCAUCAUCGGCUUCGAGCCUUACUACCAAGAAGUCCAGACCAGCCUUUGCACAAUCCCCGGUGCACGGGAUCUGGAUCCUUCCGCCUUCGAGUUGAGGACCCGACGGAUGAGAGAGCUCUACACCAGAGUCGACCAAAUCUUCGAUCUAAUCCUCCAGUCAAUCGACCUCGAAUCGCAGAGAGAAUCCAAAUACAGUGCUGCCAGAACUAUGCAGAAAAUCCUUCGUCGCUUGUUGAUAUUUUCAAGCGAGUCUGGUUACAUCAUUCCGAAAGAGUUUUCCAGCGGCCGGGGCAGGGUGGGACUAGAUGGCAAGAUGUUGAAGCUGAUCAAGGACAAGUUCAACCAUAAGAAUCACGACAUCAAGAUGAUGAUGGUGCGCGAGUACGUGAGGGGCGGUUUGGAUUGGGUGGAGAGAGUGAAAGAGCUGGUAAGGCUGUCGUCGCGCGGCGGUGAGGUGUUCAAGAUGUUGGCCCAAGUGUUGAAGAUGGUAGAGAAGAAUGCGUUUGAUCCUGCGACGGAUUGUGAUUCUCGCGGGAUGCCUACUUUUUGAUUCGAAGAAGCGUUGGCCGUGUUUACGCUGGGAGUGGACAAUAGGCGGCGCGAGAUCCAGUCCACCUCCCUGGCCAAUUUGCGAGAAAGGGAAGGGGUUAUUUGUAUCUUGAAAGAAAAAAUACCGGGAUCAUGAGUUCUAC
Neurospora tetraspora is the source of this 1135-nucleotide messenger RNA. RefSeq lists its product as uncharacterized. The record is from RefSeq and is a predicted model, not a curated record. The coding region runs from base 82 to 993 and encodes 303 amino acids. The transcript has a single exon. Lineage: Eukaryota; Fungi; Ascomycota; Sordariomycetes; Sordariales; Sordariaceae.